UUUUGUACUGGAUUCGAGCUGUCAACAAGAAACUGCCAGUGUUCGUAGCACACCGAGUGGGUGACAUUCAGGACUCAACAGCUGUCGAGGAUUGGAGACAUGUUCAAGGUAAAGAAAAUCCUGCGGAUUUGAUUUCGCGGGGGGCCAGCAUCAAGGAUUCCAUGGACUCGCAAAUUUGGUGGAAUGGACCUCAAUGGUUGCAUCAGAAGAACUUACCAGAGGAACGAUGCAAGCAGAUCGAUUAUGAUGAAGAACGGUUGGAAAACCGUGACAAAUCCAAAAUCGUGGCAAUGACAGUUUGCAAGAACUCAAGUCCAUUUGAGAAAUAUAGCAGCUUCAACAAAAGAAUCCGAAUAGCCGCUACAUGUUUACGAUUUGUACACAAUUGCAAGGGAGAGAAAGCACGUGGUCCAAUUACGGUAGAUGAAAUGGAGAGAGCAGAAAGGAGUUUAGUGAGAAGAGAGCAAGAGAUCGCAUUCUCAGAGGAGAUCAACAGAUUGAAGAAGGAUAAGGCAAUCUCACAACAGAGUUGUCUGAAAUUCUUAAACCCCUUUUUGGAUAAGGACCGACUAUUAAGAGUUGGAGGCAGACUAAGACAUGCGCAAUUAUCGUCGGACAUCAAGCAUCCAAUCGUGUUACCUCAUCAUUCGAGAAUCACAGAACUCAUCAUAGAGCAUGAGCAUCUAAGAAAUCUGCAUGCUGGAGCAGAUGCAACAUUAGCUGCUGUUCGCCAAAAAUACUGGCCGAUCAGGGCGCGCGGUACCGUCCGCAAAUUGUUACGCGGUUGUAUAAAAUGUUUCAGGUCGAAGCCACGGUUCUCAGAACAAUUAAUGGGGGACCUUCCGAUGCAUAGAGUUACACCUUCAAGGCCAUUUAGCAGUACAGGGGUGGAUUUUUGCGGACCGAUCUACAUUCGUGAAGGUUCAAGGAAAAAUAGCAAACGGAUUAAGACUUUUGUGGCGGUAUUUGUAUGCAUGGUGACAAAGGCUGCACAUUUAGAAGUAGUGUCCAACCUGACAACGGACGCGUUUCUUAACGCCUUUAAGCGGUUUAUCGCUCGAAGAGGAGCCAAUCGUGAAUUAGAAGAGCUUAGAGCUUUAUGUAAUCAAGAGGAGCAUCAGCUCAAAAUUAUUAACGAAACUGCCAAGGAACGAAUCAAGUGGCACUUCAUACCACCACGCGCACCACAUUUUGGUGGUUUGUGGGAAGCCACUGUAAAGGCGUUCAAAAGACAUUUUUAUAGAACAGUCGGUGAGGUACCACUGACCUUUGAGGAGGCAUCUACGUUUACGGCUCAA
Molecule: messenger RNA, 1298 nt
Organism: Trachymyrmex cornetzi
Lineage: Eukaryota; Metazoa; Arthropoda; Insecta; Hymenoptera; Formicidae
Exons: 2
Molecular function (GO): nucleic acid binding
Source: RefSeq, a predicted model, not a curated record